This is a messenger RNA of Acanthocheilonema viteae, 1209 nucleotides long. NCBI's taxonomy places the organism in Eukaryota, Metazoa, Nematoda, Chromadorea, Rhabditida, Onchocercidae. The record is from the annotation of a GenBank genome assembly.
AUGAUGCAUCUCAACGGUACUGAAAUUUAUAUGCAUGAAUAUGGAAAACUACAAAAAUCGAAAAGAAAACAAAAACCUGAUAGAGUUAAUGAAGCUGAAGAACGAGAAGAGGAGGAUUCAAACGAUGAUAAUCAGGACAUCAAUGAUACAGAAACUGAGCGGACAGAAUCGGAAGAAUUAAGUUCUCGAAACCUAAAAAUUAACGUUGCUGAGAGUUUGGCUGUAACAGUGCGGGAUGAUGAACAACGUGAAUGCAUGAAACAGAUUUCUAUGAGUGAAGCAAUACCACCAUCUACCAAGAAUUUGCGACAGCAUGGCCAUAAUGAGGCAUCCAUACCAAUGCCUCGCCUGAAGAAGCAGACAGCAGAACGGCGUGAAGAACAGAAUCAGGAAGCUUAUUCGCAUAUAUCCGUGCACGAACGAUUUGAUAUUCGUGAUAUGAUUCUGAAACCUUUAAAAAACUGCAAACAGUGCGGAUAUUGUACUCCCUGCGGAAUAAAAAGAUGCUUCUUAAAUGAUGUUGUGGUAGCGGAAAAUAAUGGAGGAGGUGAUGUAUCAGAUGCAGGGAGUCAAGUAAGACUUACUUCUCGGAUACGUCGGUAUUUGCCACUUGUUCAAAGGCACGACUCAUCGGUUGUAGAAGAUGAAAUAGAUAUUCUCACUCCUGAUUUCACAAAUAAAAGAGAUCUUACCAGUUUAAAAGAAAUUUUGUUGCGUCAGAAACGAGAUCAGAGAGUACUGAAGAGACGAUUGCAAGCUCAAAAGCGAGCUGAGUUAGCAAUCAUUGCAAAAUACGAAGCGAAGCAAAAAGCGAUUUCCAGUUCAAUUGAACUUCUAUUGCAAAUUUUACAAAUGAUGACUUCGUUUGCGAUUCUCGUUGGUAAUAUUCGCAAAACAUUUAUUCCUGCUCACUUUAAGUGGGUUAAGCAUGAUAAUAAUGACAGUAUGGAAUUGAUGAUACUGUGGAGAUGUACAGUAUUUCUUGAUGUGCUUCUGUUUUGGAUUAGUGUUAUUUGGGCUUAUUGUUUGCAAUGUCAUUUAUGCUGUCGACUUGGAUUAUUGAAAUUUUGGAUAUGGAUAUUGACGUUGGGGCUAAUUGGAGGUGUUUUCGUAUUGUAUCCAAUGUCCUACGUUCAAGAUAAUCUGGAUGUAAGCUGGUGUCGGUUUAAGCCGAAUAGUUCAUUUGCGCAUUAUCAACCGAAUUGGUAA